Arvicanthis niloticus (Nile rat) is the source of this 396-nucleotide messenger RNA. Its product is annotated as histone H2A type 1-B-like. Gene Ontology annotation, cellular component: nucleosome. Gene Ontology annotation, molecular function: structural constituent of chromatin; protein heterodimerization activity; DNA binding. The record is from RefSeq and is a predicted model, not a curated record. NCBI's taxonomy places the organism in Eukaryota, Metazoa, Chordata, Mammalia, Rodentia, Muridae.
AUGUCUGGACGCGGCAAACAGGGUGGCAAGGCUCGCGCCAAGGCCAAGACCCGCUCCUCCCGGGCCGGCCUCCAGUUCCCCGUGGGCCGCGUGCAUCGGCUGCUCCGCAAGGGCAACUACUCGGAGCGGGUGGGCGCCGGCGCCCCGGUGUACCUGGCGGCCGUGCUGGAGUACCUGACGGCCGAGAUCCUGGAGCUGGCAGGCAACGCGGCCCGCGACAACAAGAAGACGCGCAUCAUCCCGCGCCACCUGCAGCUGGCCAUCCGCAACGACGAGGAGCUCAACAAGCUGCUGGGCCGCGUGACCAUCGCGCAGGGCGGCGUCCUGCCCAACAUCCAGGCCGUGCUGCUGCCCAAGAAGACCGAAAGCAGCCACCACAAGGCCAAGGGAAAGUAA